AUGACUAUACACUCUUUAGAAUUAUUCUUAAUUAAAAACCGGCAUGAAUUUACCUGUAACAUAUCUCAAAUAGCCAACAGGAAGCUGGGAAUUGAUGCCAGCUAUUUUCUAAUAGAACUACUAAGAAGAUUAAGCGCGGAAGAGCUUCAAGCAAUCUCUGUGGAUGGAGAAUCCGAAAUUCUUAACACUUACGUAAAUUCUUUUCUUGAUGUUUUGAAAAAUUACAGCAUUACUCCUUUAUUUGUUUUUAAUGGCAUUCCCUUAACCUUUGAAGCUAGCGGUCAAGGCGAAGCCUCGCGCAAACAAAGUAAGCUAUCUAGGAUGCAGUACUCCUUGUCAAGCUUCGAUCCGUACGAUGCCAACAUUCAUACGAAUUUGUAUCGAAUGGACCCCGAUGGUAACAGUCAUCGUAACCAGUCUGAAAAUAGACGUACCUUCCUUUAUAGUAACCAACGGGAUUCUUUAGACAGAUUAUGUGAUUUUUUGAAGAAAAUUUUGGAUACAAAGGACAUCGAUUAUUUUGUUGCUCCCUACUUGGCUAUGGCACAGCUUUCCUACUUCCAGGGAGGUGCAUCAAAAUCUUAUGUUGAUGCUGUAUAUGGCCCUGAAGAUCUACUUCUUUUCGAUGUGAAACGUCCGAUUCUGUCAAUUACUAUUCCGUAUUUGCAAUCAGAGUCCUUUCGUUCUUCGCUCUCCAAUCCUCAACAAAAUGAAUCGAACAAACAGUCUUCUACAAUUCAAUGGCUAGACGGAGAUGCUAUCUUUCAAGACAGCAGAUGUGCAUCCUGGAGUCAAUUUGUCGAGGCGUGCUUACUUUGUGGUACUUCCAUUUCGCCCACACUCCCUCAAUUUGAAGGGACAUUCUUGCUGAAAUCUUCAAUAGAGCUUGUUACAAUGCUUGGUUCCGCUUAUCGUGUAGUGGAAGGAUUCGCCGACACAAUGCCAUCCGGUAGUGCUCAAGAAUUACUUCAGCAAUACAGGCGAUCUUUUUGUUAUUUAAAUUACUGUAUUAUUAUGAACGAAAAGGGAAUUGCUACUCCACCCGUACCAGAGAAUUCCGUUCCCACCAAUAUUAAUGCAAUUAUGGGAACACGACUUCCUAACGAAUUAUACUACUAUAUUUCUCGUGGAUUGCUUCCUUCUAGGAUGAUUAGCGCGUUGGUGUCUGGCUGUUUCAGUGAUCCGGUUUCCAUACUUGAGCAGCAUAUUGCUAAUUAUUCAAGUCAGGAAAGUGCAAAACCAGAGCCUGCUGCUCAUAAGAAUGCAGUCGCAAUGGCUGCUGUCAACCAGCGAAGAUUUGUUGAUGAUCUAGAGGAAAUUUGGUCACAAGGUCUCAAUUUGCUAACUCAACCUCUUCACCGAUUUUAUCAGGCUCGCGAUGUCAUUUCUCUUCAUGGGCAUAACCAGCAAGCCUCUUUAAAAGUUAUGCGCAACUAUGAUCCUCCACUAUAUAACGACACUAGAGCCUGGAUGAUUUACGAUGAAUGCAUACCCUUAGGUAUAAAGAAAGCAGUGAGCGAAAAUAAACCUAUUAAUAUACACAAUAUGCUUGAUUGUUUAAGGGAUAAAAAUUUUGUUGAAAAAAGCUUUUGUUCAGAUACUGGUAUAGGCAUAAAAAACCCUCCGAAACGUCUGCUUUCUACAACUUCCGAGAUAGUCUUGAGCUCCUUUUAUCGAUUUCUUCAGAUUCGGUCAUUUGUAUCUACGACCCAUCAGCUUACUUCUUGGGGCUCCCCUUUAUUGAUGGCUCUUGAAAAAUGUAACGUUCAGUAUCAGAGCUCCAUGUGUGUGUUGUUUGAAUUAUUACGCCUACGACAAAUCAAAGAACCAGGGUUUGAUUCUGCAACCUCUUCCACCCUUCAUAUCCCCUCUGUAAUUGAAUUUUUAUCGAAACUUGCCACAUUCCUUCCAAUUGGAAAAGAAACGAUUUACCAGUUAUUUACACCUGAUCGCGAUUUAUUACAAUUUUAUAUGAUGCAAACAAGCUUUGGUGCUAACCUUCACGAGUUGGCCGCUAUUUUAAUAGCAUCUGUUAUCAUGAACGCUAAUGCCGACAGGAAUCUUGUAAACCCAUAUUCGAUAAGAAAAACAUUCCCUUUUCGAAGAAACUUUUGUAGCCUACUGUCAGGUAUAUUUAUGAAUGAGCUUCUGCAGACUCUCUCUAGAAGUGAUAAUGACAUGAACAAGGAAGUCGCUAUUGAAACUACGUUCAAAAAACUAAAGGAAGAUUUUCCCUACGUUACAGAUGCAAAAGCAUUUUUGUCCGAAUUUUUGGAUUUUUGGGCUGCUUUUAUGGAGGGCGUCAAAGUAGCCGAAAAUACUAGCGCCAUUGGAAAACUCGUUGCCAGCAAAUUAUACCUUACAAACGAUUGGCUAGAGUCUUUAAAGUUGGUUUAG
Messenger RNA from Schizosaccharomyces osmophilus, 2397 nucleotides. RefSeq names its product post-transcriptional RNA stability regulator Mkt1 (gene mkt1). The transcript has 3 exons. Bases 1 to 2397 code for a protein of 798 amino acids. Gene Ontology annotation, cellular component: nucleus. The record is from RefSeq and is a predicted model, not a curated record. Gene Ontology annotation, molecular function: 5'-3' DNA exonuclease activity; 5'-flap endonuclease activity. Gene Ontology annotation, biological process: mismatch repair; DNA double-strand break processing; DNA recombination. Lineage: Eukaryota; Fungi; Ascomycota; Schizosaccharomycetes; Schizosaccharomycetales; Schizosaccharomycetaceae.